AUGUCUGCAGCCGCUCACUUGUCUAAUGGAAAGAUUAAUUUAAGUCUUCUGCGUGAUUUCUAUAGAAGAGAACUUCUUGAGUCGCUUGACAAAUGUUCAGGAACAAAGGCUCUGGUUUGGGAUGAUGCACUGACAGGAGCAUUUGGUCUUAUAGCUGAAUACUCAUUGUUGAAGGAACAUGAAGUUGAAAAGAUGUUUCCCCUGCGGUCUUCUGGACUGCCGCCAUCCAAUGUACAAAACAUCAUCUUUGUCACACGUCCAAAGCUCAGUCUUAUGGAGCAAAUUGCACAAAAUCUACUGCAAGAGGAACAAAAAGGAGGCUUUAGGAAGGAUUACCAUAUUAUCUUUGUUCCCAGAAGGAGUCUGCUAUGUGACAAGAAGCUGAAGGAAAUGGGAGUGUAUGGUACCAUAACCAAUUUUGAGGAAUUCCAACUCUCUCUCAUUCCUUUUGAUUCUGAUCUACUUUCUAUGGAAAUGGAAUCUUCUUUUAGGGAGUGUUACCUAGAGAAUGACUUUACAUCAAUGCAUUAUGCUGCACAGUCCCUGAUGACUUUACAGGCUCUUUAUGGCAUCAUACCUAACAUCUGUGGCAAGGGAGACUGCGCAAAGCAUAUAGUGGACAUGAUGCUGCGUAUGAGAAGAGAACUUGGCGGCCGUGAACCACAGAUCACACCUCAGAUAGAUAACCUGCUCAUCCUGGACCGAAAUGUGGACCUUCUAACCCCACUUCUCUCACAGCUGACAUAUGAAGGUCUUAUAGACGAGAUGUUUGGUAUCAAUAAUACAAGUGUAAAGCUUCCCCCAGAAAAGUUUCAGACUGGUCCUCAACAACAGGAUGAUCCUCAGGCAGUGUCAUCUGAGCCUAAAAAGGUCAUCCUCAACUCUCAAGAUGAACUGUAUGCAGAUCUUCGUGACAAAAAUUUCAAUGCUGUUGGAUCAAUUGUUAGUAAAAAGGCAAAGGUCAUCACUGCAGAAUUUGAUGAACGACAUAGUGCUAAAACUGUGAGUGAGAUGAAACAGUUUGUAUCCAAGCUUCCUCACCUCCAGCAAGUCAGGGCAUCACUCUCUACACACACAUCCAUUGCUGAGUUAGUGAAAGAAGCCACUGAUACAGAUGAGUUCAUGGACUCAUUACGCUGUCAACAAGAAUUUAUUAAUGGUAUGGAGACAGACAAGAUACAUCCUUAUAUAGAGGACUGUAUGGGCAGACAGGAACCAAUCAAUAAGGUGCUGCGCUUGGUGUGUAUACAAUCCUACUGUAAUAACGGACUUAAACAAAAAGUGCUCGACCACUACAAACGUGAAAUUGUACAGACAUAUGGAUAUGAGCAUAUGGUUACACUUAUGAAUAUAGAAAAGGUGGGACUACUGCGUCCCCAUGGCAACAGAACAUACCCAGCUAUAAGGAAGUCCAUGCGACUGAUUGUAGACGAUGUCAAUGAACAGAACCCACAUGAUAUAGCUUAUGUAUAUAGCGGGUUUGCACCCCUAAGUGUGAGGCUGGCGCAGUAUUAUGCCCGACCUGGCUGGCGGAGCAUUACAGAGGUCCUCAAUCUCCUUCCUGGUCCCACUGUAGAGGAGAUUCAACAAAUCCCUGUAGCUCUCCGCAAACGACGGGGUUCUAUUGGAUCCACCCAUUCUAGUGCUGGAGAGCAGAAAGUCACUCUAGUCUUUUUCCUUGGAGGUGUGACAUAUGCUGAAAUAGCAGCAUUACGGUUCCUGGCACAGCAAGAUGAUGGAGGAACAGACUACCUGAUUUCCACAACAAAGAUAAUUAAUGGGACAUCAUUCCUUAAGUCUAUAGCACAGGAACUCAUAGCAGUAAAAAUGAAUCCAUUCUGAAAGGACAUGUAGAAUUGAUUAGAAUUACUCAAAUAUCUAGUGAGGGAGAAUCUGGAAACUGUGUAGUCACCAGACACAAGUCCCAGAACAUUAAAAGGGAUUUCUAGUUACAAUUCUCCACAUCUCUGAAACCUUGGGGUCUUUUCCUUAACCCAUAAUACUGGUUGGAAAAAUGAAUGACAAGACUAUUGUCAGAUCAAAUCUGAGACUGCUUGAUCCACAGAAUACCCAGUACAUGUGGAUAAAGGGACCCAGUUGUGCCUGGUCAGUACUAUGAUAGAACAUGGAUAGAAGAUGCUUUACUGCUAUCUGUUUUGGCCAAUUCUUGGACAGGAAUGAUUUCAUUUUAUAUCACAAAAUAUUUUUGUGUCAGAGAUAAUUGAAUUGUGUAGAUUUAUAUACAGGUGAGAUAUAUCACAUUUGAAGUAUGAGUGGUCAGUAGCCGAUAUUGUCACUUUGCAUCAACUAUAUCAAAGUACUGUAAAAUAUGAGGUAAAUGCUAUACAACAGAAAACCUUUACACCAUUGAUGUUCAAGGGGCCAGUUAGACCACCAGUUGGAGAAAUGUAGAACAUAUUAAUGUGUUAGAGGGCCCAAUCAGAGCACCUGUUUGAGAAAUACAGGACAUAUUAAUGUGUUAGAGGGCCCAAUGAGAGCACCUGUUUGAGAAAUACAGGACAUAUUAAUGUGUUAGAGGGCCCAAUGAGAGCACCUGUUUGAGAAAUACAGGACAUAUUAAUGUGUUAGAGGGCCCAAUCAGAGCACCUGUUGGAGAAAUAUGCAACACAUUAAUUGAAAUGUUUGAAAAUUGCAUGGGUUUCGAAGUAGGAUGUUUGGUGUGAUGAGUGUCUGAAUGUUUGGUGUAUGUGAUUAAAAGUAUGAGAAUAUUUUUUGUAAGUGAUUGAAUGACAGGAAAGUUCAGUUUAUAUGGAUGACUGUAUAGGAUUGCUUGGUGUAUGUGAUGAAGCUUUGUUAUUAUGUAAGACAGAUGUUUCAUCAGUGUUUGAAUAGUCCAAAUUUGUGACCCAAGAAAGUGUACAUUUUAAGGUAUGGCUAGGUAAAAUGAUUUUCUCCUUGAUGAGUGUCAUCUAUAUAGUAUUUAAUGAAAUUUUCUAAAAAGUGCAAUAUAUUAAUGUACAUUAUUCCAUUUCACAAAAUCUGUUAUUUUUGUGUAAUCACUGUUAAUUAAUCCAUUGAUGACUAGAAACCAUGUGACCUUGUUUCCCAUGAAAUCUUUAGUUACAUCUCAGAUAAGAUUUCUAGAGCAGUAGAUCAAGAGCACUUGUUAGUGAUGAGAAAAUUCCAUGUUUUUAAAGACUAUUUGAAACAUUUCAUUAUCCAGGUAAAUAUUUAGGAUGCUUUUUAUUAUUUUGUGGUUGUUCAUGACUUGAAGUUGUCAAGAUAAAACAGAUAAACCUUCUUAAUAAAAUCAUAUAAAAGA
Molecule: messenger RNA, 3283 nt
Organism: Ylistrum balloti
Lineage: Eukaryota; Metazoa; Mollusca; Bivalvia; Pectinida; Pectinidae
Product: vacuolar protein sorting-associated protein 33A-like
Exons: 16
Coding region: 1-1842 (613 amino acids)
Biological process (GO): vesicle-mediated transport; intracellular protein transport
Cellular component (GO): CORVET complex; lysosome
Source: RefSeq, a predicted model, not a curated record